Messenger RNA from Penicillium macrosclerotiorum, 555 nucleotides. RefSeq names its product TRAPP subunit TRS20. Lineage: Eukaryota; Fungi; Ascomycota; Eurotiomycetes; Eurotiales; Aspergillaceae. Gene Ontology annotation, biological process: endoplasmic reticulum to Golgi vesicle-mediated transport. The coding region runs from base 1 to 555 and encodes 184 amino acids. The record is from RefSeq and is a predicted model, not a curated record. Gene Ontology annotation, cellular component: TRAPP complex; nucleus; cytoplasm. The transcript has 2 exons.
AUGUCAUACUACUUCACCAUUCUCUCCCCAACAGAUACGCCGAUAUUCAACAUCGCGUUCGGCACGUCGAAAGGAGGCGGCGAUGGCAUUGCGCGCUUCCGCUUUCCCGACACCGCGCAGUAUAUGAAUCAGUUCAUCAUCCACUCAAGUCUGGACAUCGUCGAAGAAGCCCAGUGGACGAAUGGCGGAAUGUACCUCAAGCAUAUCGAUACCUAUCCACCUGCCGCAGCUUAUAUAUCCGCCUUUCUCACUCCAAGCGGUGCCCGUUUUCUGCUCCUUCACCAACCUCCCCAGCACCCUUCAUCCAACAGCAAUACUGGUCUCGGAUCAUCGUCGCUACUUGGCUCAGGCGGGUCCUCCGGGCGUGGUUCAUCAAGCGCCAUUGCGUCAAAUCCCACUUCUCCGCAAACCGAAGAGGCUGUGCGUCAGUUUAUGAAUGAAAUAUAUGAGAGCUAUGUCAAAACAGCGAUGAGCCCAUUCUACAAGCAAGGAAUGGAGAUCCGAAGCCCCGUUUUCCGGGCGCGGGUGACUGCUGCAGGGAAGAAGUGGCUCUAG